CUCUGUGGCUGCUCUCUUCUUUCAUUUUGUAAGAUUCACAUUUUUGAUCCAUGACACAACUUCUACUCAAGGAAUCACCUUUCUUUGUCAAGCUUCUCCCUCAAGAACUCUCCUUUCUCUCCCUUUGAUUUGACUAAAAAAAAAAGAGAGAAAAAUUUAAACUUUUGGUUUCUUGAGAAGUUGUUGGAUGGGUGCCCCAAAGCAGAAGUGGACACCAGAAGAAGAAGCAGCCCUAAAAGCUGGAGUGCUUAAACAUGGCACUGGCAAGUGGCGUACUAUUCUCUCCGAUCCUCAGUUUAGUUCUCUUCUCAAGUCCCGCUCUAAUGUCGAUCUCAAGGACAAGUGGAGAAACAUAAGUGUGACUGCCUUAUGGGGUUCAAGGAAGAAAGCUAAACUUGCACUUAAAAGGGCUCCUAAACAGGAUGAUAACAACACUAGAGCUCUUACCAUUGUUCGUUUAGCUAAUGACCAAGAACAACGGACUAAUCCAACUCAUCCUUCAAAGAAAUCAAUUACAAGUUUGGACAAGAUCAUCUUGGAGGCAAUUACUAACUUGAAGGAACCACGUGGUUCUGACAGAACAUCCAUCUUUAUGUAUAUAGAGGAGAAUUUCAAGACUCCGGGGAAUAUGAAAAGACAUGUGGCUGUAAGAUUGAAGCAUUUAUCAUCAAAUGGACCAUUAGUCAAGAUAAAGCACAAGUACAGAUUUUCUACUAAUUAUACUAGCGCAGGAGCAAGACACAAGUCUCCUCAACUCUGUGUAGAAGGAAACGACAAAAACGACUCACCAAAACCCAACGGGAACGGCGCCAACAUUCUCACACAGUCAAGAUCAGAGGGAGAGUUAUUUAUGAUAAAAGGCAUGACAGCACAAGAAGCUGCAGAAACUGCUGCAAGAGCAGUUGCAGAGGCAGAGUUUGCAAUCACAGAGGCUGAAGAAGCAGCAAAAGAGGCGGAUAGAGCAGAAGCCGAAGCUGAAGCUGCUCAAAUAUAUGCUAAAGCAGCCGUGAAAGCUUUGAAGUUCAGGAUCAGUAAUCAUACUUGGUAAAAACACAAAAGAGAAGAAAGAAGCCACUAUGGGUAAGUUCUAUAACAGAGCUAUCCCUUUAUAUAUACAUUCAAACCAUUACCGGUUUCUUAUAGUCUUGAAUCAUGUGAUAUCUCAUCACCUGCAGAACUCAAUAGCUUUCAUUACCUAUGUGUACUCUCUUUUUGGGCAGUAGUAAAUCCGCUUAUGUAUGUUAAUAACUCUGAGAUUCUGUAAAACCUGAGUCUGCUUAUUUUCUGUAUGUAGAUGAUCUGCUUAUUUUUUUUUUUAAUUCUUU
Messenger RNA from Eruca vesicaria subsp. sativa (arugula), 1325 nucleotides. Lineage: Eukaryota; Viridiplantae; Streptophyta; Magnoliopsida; Brassicales; Brassicaceae. The record is from the annotation of a GenBank genome assembly.